AUGACGAGGCACUUCAUCCUCUUCGCUUUGUGGUGCCUCCUGUUCCUCUGCCCGAUCGGGAUCGUGGAAGCUCAGGCGCCGUUGCUGAUCUGUCCAUACGCCGGUGCCUUCGAAAUCUACGACGGGACGUGCAAGAAUUAUUACAUAUGCGUGGACGACGGCGUGACUCUGGUGCCGGUGACGUUCACGUGCGCCGCCACGACCGUGUUCGACCCUGCUCUAGGUAAAUGCUCGGCCGGGGCGACGUGCCGACAGACGACGACUCCACCGACCUGCACCGAGAUCGGCGCUUUCGAGAUCUAUGACGGCACGUGCAAGAAUUAUUAUAUAUGCGUGAACAACGGCGCGACUCUAAUGCCGGUGAUACUUUCAUGCGCUGCCGGUGCCAUGUUCAAUCCUGCUCUGGGAAGUUGCGAACCUGGGAGAAUAUGUUGGCAAACGACGACGACCACGACGACGACCACCACGCCGACGCCGACCACCACCGCGGCACCCUGCGUGAGAUACGGUCGAUUCCCGCUGCCGGACGUGAACUGCAAGAUGUAUUACCUGUGCUACUGGGACGGCCUCCGUUACACUAUAAUGAGUAAUCUCUCGUGCCCGAACACCCUGGUGUUCGAGCCGGUGUCGGAGAAAUGCGUGCCGCCGGAGCGGUAUCUCUGCCCGGGCGUAGUGGGAUAA
Dinoponera quadriceps is the source of this 681-nucleotide messenger RNA. Its product is annotated as endo-1,3(4)-beta-glucanase 1. Gene Ontology annotation, molecular function: chitin binding. The transcript has a single exon. NCBI's taxonomy places the organism in Eukaryota, Metazoa, Arthropoda, Insecta, Hymenoptera, Formicidae. The record is from RefSeq and is a predicted model, not a curated record. The coding region runs from base 1 to 681 and encodes 226 amino acids. Gene Ontology annotation, cellular component: extracellular region.